AAAUCCAUGUUUGUAAAUUACACUGUAAGCGUGUGUGCAUCAUCGACUAAGACAUAGAAUAGAAAUCAACUGAAAUACCAUAUUUAAAACGUGAUCGACGCUACUUAAGAAGACUAUCCACGGAUUGAUACAAUGGAUGAAGAAUGCAUCAAGCCUCAGUCUUCUCAUCCGAAUGAUUCUCGAAAUAGUGAACAUCCAAAAGACUAUCCACGGAUUGAUACAAUAAAUGAAGAAUGCAUCAAGCCUCAGUCUUCUCAUCCGAAUGAUUCUCGAAAUAGUGAACAGCCAAAAGUUACUCAUUCUCAGAUCAGUAAACGUCGAAAAUCAACAUUUUGCGGUUACUCGGAGAGGCAAUUUAAACGUAUUAUUGAUAAUAAAAGCAAAAGUGAUUACCAAUUCCUGCGAAACUUGCAAGAAGAAAUUAAUCAUUCAAAUAGGCCGCCAACUAUUCCUACAAACCCCAUUUCAUCAAGUGUUGGAGAUGUAGGUAAUAAGAAAACACCAUCUGCAUCACUGAUUGAUAAUACAUUACAUAAAUGUAUCACGGAUGCUUACAGUUCCUGUGAAUCUGACGAGGAUGCGCAAUUUUCUUUCAUAACAUCUAACAAAAUAAAUUCUAAAAAUAAGAAUGUAACCGGUGUUUUUAAUAUUAACGACUCAGAUGAAAUUGAGCAACCUUCUUUUCAAUUCGACAAAAAUAGUUUUCAAGACAAUAAGCAAUUUUUUAAUUUUUAUGACAGCUCUGACUCAUCUUCAGUAGAUUUAACUGAUUUUGAAAAUCAGAAUGAUUUAUCAAACGACGAAGUUUCAGACGAGAAUAUUUUUGACAAUAUAUCAACUGCAUCGGAAAAUGCAGAAAUCGACGAUGGAAAUAAAGAAAAACCGAGUUUAAUAAGUAUGUUACGCGAUUGGGCACUGAUGUACAAAAUCACGUUAGUAGCUCUGACUGCAUUAUUGUUGAUCUUAAGAAACUAUACUCAACAUUCAUACUUACCAAUGGACGCCAGAACUUUAUUAAAAACUGAAAGAAAUACGGAAACAUCUCAAUUUGGUGGUGGUGAAUAUCUUCACUUUGGAUUGGAAAGAGCCGUGCGAUCGAUUCUUAGAGAGUAUAAAAGAAAAGGAAUAACUUUGAAUCAUGUUAGAUUAGGUAUAAAUGUUGACGGUUUGCCCAUUUUUAAAUCUACUAAUGAAGGACUGUGGCUUAUUUUAUGUUCUGAAUUGAAUUCUAAACAAGUUUAUCCUGUUGGAGCGUUUUUUGGUAGGGGAAAACCAAAUGAUGCAAAUGAAUUCCUAAAGCAUUUCAUAGAUGAGGCUACGAAGGUGAUAAAUGAUGGUUUGAAAGAGGAAAAUGUUCGUGUAUCGAUUGAAUAUUUAAGCUGUGAUACUCCAGCGAAAGCUUUUAUUUUAUAUUUAAAGGGCCACACCGGAUAUGACAGUUGUACAAAGUGCAAUAUAGAAGGGGUCUAUGUUCUACAUGAGCGUAAACGACAGGAAAAUAAAAAGGGGAAAGGGAAAAAGUCUGGUAACACCUGUUUUCCAGGAAUUGGUCCUUUUAAAUUAAAGACUGAUGAUGACGAAAUAGAUUCAGAUGUUCAUCCAAUAUUCGCUGACCUUCCUGGAUUCGGGUUUAUAUCUUCUGUCCCCUUGGACUAUAUGCAUCUGAUUCUUCUCGGUGUCAUGAAACGUUUAAUAACUCUCUGGAUAAAAGGGCCUACAACAGUGAAGAUAUCAACGAAUCAAGUAAACAGUAUUUCAAAAAAGUUAUUGACAUUACGUCACAGCUGUCCAGUGGAGUUUGCAAGGCGUCCAAGGGGACUUUUUGACUACGUACAUUGGAAGGCCACUGAAUUUAGGACCUUUCUCCUUUACACGGGUCCAAUUGUUCUAAAAAAUAUCCUGAAAUCUGAUGUAUAUGCACAUUUUAUAUUGUUUCACAGUGCAGUUACAAUAUUGGUUAACGAUAAUCAUAUUCGUGAUGCUAACAAUAUUGAUUAUGCGCAUGAUCUCUUGACCCAAUUCGUUAAAGAAUUUCCAAGUAUUUAUGGCAAGAGAUAUGUAAGUCAAAAUGUUCACAACUUAUUACACAUUUGUAAAGAUGUAAAACGGUUCGGUUCGUUGGAUAAAUUCAGUGCGUUUAAGUAUGAAAAUUUUAUGAUGUCAAUUAAAAACAUGAUCCGAAAAGGAGAAAAACCACUGCAACAACUAUCAAGAAGAUUUGGUGAAAAGGAAAAGGCCGACGAGGAAAGAGUAACAACCGAUUUAUCGUCUAAUAUAUCAAGAAUAAAACUUGAACAACAGCAUCGCGAUGGACCACUCACCAGGGAAACAUCUUCUAAUGUUGAACAAUUUAAAAUAUUAAAAAACGAAGCUUUUACAUUUAACUGCAAUGAUUCAAAAGAUGCUUGCGUUUUAUUGGAGGAUGGACAUUUUUUAAUAAUAGAAAAUAUUAUAAGGUUUAAAAAUGGAAACAUUUGUGUCAUUGGAAUUAAGUAUUUCGCAAUUGAUAAAUUAUACGACAAUCCAGAUUCGAGUCUCUUCAAUAUAAAUAUCGCCAAUAGUACCAGCUCAGAAAAACAAUUAAUAAAAAUUGAAGAUGUUCACACAAAAGUGUGGAAAGUACCAUGUGCGAGGGGAAUAAUGACCAUUCCUUUGGCACAUAAACCUUGAGAGAAAAGUGCAGAAAAUCGAGGUUUUUCCAAAUAUUUCCGUUCCAGUACACAUUUUGAAAGCAUUUGAGGUGUCAAGAGUGACUCACGCGCUCACUACCUGUUUUCCGAGAUGACAAUUUACACCAAUUCUUCGAUUAUUUCUUUCGAUACGUUUUAGAAGAGAUACAAAUUAUUAGAGAGGAUUUUUUUAAUUUUAUGGCCUUAUAAAAAAAGUAAGACGAAUAUCAAAGCAUAAUUUUCUCGAAAGGAAGGAAGCAGUUUAUAAUAAAAAUCAUUUUUUGGAGUCAACUUUGAUUGCAAUCUCUACGUUUUGACCCAAGUUUUAGAAGAGCUGCAAUUACUUCAGACAGGAUUUUUAAAUUUUGUGGCUGUACCAAAGAAAAAUUCUGGAUGAAUUCCAAAAAUAAAUUUCUCGAAAGAUUGCAAACUCUACGUUUAAUACAGAUACUUGAUGGAAACUGAGCAACAUGGACCACAGAUUACAACGAGAAUCAAUUUGAUGAAUCAAAAUAGAUGUUUGUGAAAAAUUGCCUGCAGCCAAUACGUAUAAAGAUAACGUGGACAAUACCUGUGACUUCAACAAAUUGAAUAUUCAUCAAAUAUUUUAUACAUUAUAAUGAAGAAGUUUUAUUUCUUUUUACUAUAUAAAUGGUGUCUGCGGACUAUCAAAUUAGAAUUUUAUUUAACCUAUUUUUUCAAUUACAAAUUUUAUUUAUUUAUUAAAAUUAAUUGUCAUGUAACGUAAUUUUUUAGUAUAAAUCGUA
Molecule: messenger RNA, 3436 nt
Organism: Leptopilina heterotoma
Lineage: Eukaryota; Metazoa; Arthropoda; Insecta; Hymenoptera; Figitidae
Exons: 6
Coding region: 133-2670 (845 amino acids)
Source: RefSeq, a predicted model, not a curated record